Molecule: messenger RNA, 2010 nt
Organism: Malus domestica (apple)
Lineage: Eukaryota; Viridiplantae; Streptophyta; Magnoliopsida; Rosales; Rosaceae
Product: probable ADP-ribosylation factor GTPase-activating protein AGD11
Molecular function (GO): phospholipid binding; GTPase activator activity
Source: RefSeq, a predicted model, not a curated record
UUUUUCCUGGAAGAUACGCCAAACUCUGUUUUAUUUGUUUUAUUAGUUUUCCAUGCCAGACUCUGUUUACCAAGAAAAAAAAAACAGAAAACUGUAUCUUUCAAAUGCAAUUAUUAUAUACAAAAUUAAAGAAAGAGAGAGAAUUGAAGGAAUGAAAAUAUUUUGACAAAACCCACAUUGCACAUUGUUCUCAUCAUUUCCAUCACAAAAUCCUAUCACAAAAGAUAAGAUUAUUCACAUUCUUGGCCCACCCACCAAUUUCUUCCCUUUUCCCCUUUGUAUUUCAAUCCAAAUAACCCAAAGUUUUGAGCUUCAAUCUGUUUGAUGUCAUGAAUUUCUCUCAAUCUGUGAGGACCCAUCUGGGGAAGAAAUUCAGAAGAACCCCUUUUUGUUUCAGAUAAAAACCCAUUCCACCUUUUCUUUUGAUAACCUAUAUUUCAAUCUAGGAAUUGCUGAUUGAUUAAAUGGGUAUCCUCAGAAAGUAGCACUUUUUUUGAUUUGGGUCUGAAUCAUUGGAGGAUGGAGAUGUCUACCCAGCAAGAUAAUUCUGUUCCCAACAAAGUUUCAGGAUCAGGUUCUUGCCUGUAUGAUCUCUUAUGUUCAGACGCACCGGCUUGGAGAUGCCCUAGUGACCAACGGUCAUUAUCUGGUCCACAAGAAAGGCUGGAGAUUUUGUUGCGCCAAUCUGCCAACAGGUCCUGUGCAGAUUGUGGAGCUCUAGAUCCAAAAUGGGUAUCUUUAAGCUUCGGAGUAUUUAUUUGUAUAAAGUGUUCUGGUGUACAUAGAAGCCUUGGAGUGCAUAUUUCGAAGGUUGUAUCAGUGAAGCUAGAUGAAUGGUCAGACGAUGAAGUUGAUAUCUUGGCAAGUAUGGGAGGAAAUACUACUGUAAACAAGAAGUAUGAGGCUUGCUUGCCGGAAAAUUUCUGUAAACCAAAACCAGAUUCUUCUAUAGAGGAGCGCUUUUAUUUUAUAAGGAGAAAAUAUGAGCUGCUAGACUUCUUGAACCCCAAUGAACCGUUGUCAUGUCCUUUUCCACCUAAUAAGAAAUCACCUCCUAGCAAUUCAACUAUUAGUUCUACCCAAGAUAAGAAACAGUAUGAGAAACAACCAACGAAAAACCGUAUUGGGCAGGCAUUUCGUAACAGCUGGGGAAGAAAAGACUCUGAACAUAAGACCGCAAAGAAGGGCUACUCAAUGCCAAUGGCAGGUAUGAUCGAAUUUGUUGGAUUAAUCAAGGUGAAUGUGGUUAAAGGAACCAACCUAGUUGUACGGGAUAUGAUGACAAGUGACCCUUACGUCAUCCUUGCAUUGGGUCACCAAUCAGUGAAGACGCGUGUCAUAAAGAACAAUCUUAAUCCCGUAUGGAAUGAGAGCCUGAUGCUGUCAAUUCCUGAUCACAUACCUCCUCUAAAAGUGCUGGUGUAUGACAAAGAUACGUUCAAAGCUGAUGAUUAUAUGGGUGAAGCCGAGAUUGAUAUUCAACCUCUGGUGAGUGCUGCUAUAGCUUAUGAGAAAUCCACGAUCAAUGAACCAAUGCAGCUUGGAAAGUGGGUAGCCAGCAAAGAAAACACACUCGUAAAAGAUGGUGUCAUCAACCUCGUAGACGGGAGAGUAAGACAGCAGAUCUCUCUCAGGCUGCAGAAUGUUGAGAGGGGUAUACUGGAGAUUGAGCUUGAAUGUGUGCCUCUUAAUCAAUAGCCGGCAUUAAGGAAAUGAAACUUACGAGACCUUUAUGAUGCCGAGGUUUGCAACUCACCAUGAUAGAUUGUGUGUAUGUUAUACCGUAGAAGUCAUUAUAUCAAUAGCUCUGUCAAGCGAGUCUCGGUUGUAUAUUACUGUAGUUUUUUUCUUUUUAAUCUGUAGAUAAAAAAAUUUAGGAUUUGAACUUCGUGGUAUGCAGAUGGAUUCGAUUUUAUUUUUCAUUUUUUCUGUAUGAAACUUAAAACAGUGUCCAGUUUGGGAAAUUUGGGAGUUCAUCCAUCAACAUUUACAUUGCUCUGGUAUUUCAUA